UAUAGUUUAAGUGAGUGACGACGACGAGGCCAGCGACGUGUCUUCUGCUGGGAAAGAAUCACUGUUGUUAUUAUUGUUGAUGAUACUCCUCCGUUCACCGACAUUACAUGUAGCAUCUCCUGCACUAACGGUGAAUAAUUUGGUUGAAAGAUUAUAGCUAGUGAAUUCGAACCAUGUCUGAUUCUGAAGAUGAUGGAGCCUUUGCCAGUGCUGGUGAAGGUGACGACAUACCUGUCUCACACACUAGCAAGAAAGGCCAACUAACACCCCAAACAAGCAGUGGCAAAAACGACAAUAAAACCUCCAAAGGCAAAAAUAAGAAAAACCAGCAAAAAAAGAAAGGUAAAAUGGCUAAGUCAACUGAUGAAGAAAUUGUCGAUAAAUUUAUGAACUCUUUCGAGAGCUCUGAUAGCACCAUUUCCAGUGAAAUGACCACACCACAGGUUGAUAAUGUACAGUUACCUAAAUCUGAUAUGGAAGAUGUUCGAAUCACCGAUGAGAGUGAUGACAAUCGUAUGAAAAGUAACUUCUCUGAGGAAGACGACCAGAGUGAUGUUUUACAGGACUGUAACCUGAAGAGACUGUCUUUAUCUUUAGAUAACAAAGAAGAGAACAAUAAAGAAACACUUCCUGACAAAAAUACUGCCACAAAAGAAAACCAAGAAAAGUCUGGAAAGACAUCAAGCUGGGGAUGGGGAAGCUGGGGAUCAUCUUUCAUUGGGGCAGCAGCUUCAUCUGUUUCCACAUUUACGUCUCAGAUAGGUGAUGGUGUUAAUACCAUUAUCGAUACUGUGGAGACUGGUUUGACUAGUGUACCUUCACCUGAAGAAAUGGCCAAAGAAGCAAAAGAAAUGGAAAAUCUACCUGAAGCCAAAGAGAAAGAAGGAAAGAAACCAGAAGACAAAACCGAAACUUUGCCUCCUGAAGAACACCCUGAUGUUAGAGAAGGUGAGGAAGGAGAAGGGUCAAAAUCAGAGAAUCAUGGUAUCGGUGGUUGGCUGUCUGGUUGGGGAGUGUCCAAGAUUACUGGGGCAGUUCAAGAAAAGAGUAAAAACAUUGUUACAGGAAGCCUUGAUGUGUUAGAAAGUUUAGGGAGGAAAACAUUUGAUGCAAUCAAUGAACAUGACCCAGUAGGAAUCAGGGAUAAAACCAAAAUGUUAUUCGAGAGAGGUGAUUCACCACAGCUUGCUGAUCUGCUGAAGGAAGCUAAAGAGAAAUCAGAAAUGGAAGAAAAAAUUGCUCAAGAAACUACCGAAGCGCUGAAGUUUGAUUUUGGAGCUUUGUUUGAAGAUUACCAAGGGCAAGCUCAUAUGGAUGCUUUACGGCUGCUCUCUCAACAAAGUGAAGCUAAGUUAAGUGCAUUGCUUGAAUACCACUCUUCUAAUGCUGGCAAGGAAGAAGAAGAAGAAGACAUGAAAAACGAACUUCUAAAAGUGAGGGAUGCUUUUGAAGUGGCUAUAGAAGAUGAAGAAGAUUUUGAUAAAGACCACUUGUUUGUUGGUCUUGUUACUGAGCAUUUAUCAGAUGUCCACCUGGGAGCUCAACCAGACAAACUUAAUAAGUGUCAAGCCAACGCAAGGCAAUGGAUCACAGAGUUUUUUGAAACUCAUUCAACAGAUGAAGAGAAGAAAGCAGCUGAUCCCAAGGAAAUUUACACAGUUGCAAUCCAGUCAAUGGCUGAACUGACAGCCAAAAUAAUUGAACAGUUCCACAAAGCUGGGGAACUGAUCCUUUUGCAAAGUGAUGUCGAACGAAGUGUUGAAGAUCGUGCCAAAAACCUUGCCAGUUUGACUAAAAUAUUCUGGACUGAAAUUAACAUUCUAUCAACCAAAUUCGCCAAAUGUCUCAAUACAGUAAUUGCUGAAGAAGAGAGUGAAAAGAAGUCUGUCAACCAAUACAUAACUAAUGUUUAUCUUGAAGCAUCAAAUAGCAGUUCAUAUAUUGAUGAAGGCUUCCGGGCACUUUUACCCAUAAUGCAAUUAGCUCUGCUGGAGAAGUCAUCGGCGUCGUAAAGUGCAUGCUGCUCACAGUAGCCAAUGAACUGAUCUUCAACCACCGAAUAGUAAUUUUAAAUUAAAAAAAAAAGAAAUAAGAACGAAAAAGUACCCUCAAUCAUUGAAUAAUUGGGUCAUGCACCUAAAUAAGAAGUCGAUGCAAAUGUUUGAUUAAACUGUGAAACUGUAUCCACCCACCAACUGAUAUACCAAUCAAAAAAUACUGUCUCAUAUUCUAUAUAUCAUAUUAUAACUUGUUUUAUUACUGCUACGUAGUUGCUUGGAUUCUACUACACCUGUAAAUUCAAUAUGUUAUGCUAUAAGUUACGUUAUAUCAUGCAUUUCUGACUUGGUUUCCAGAUAUAUUUUGUCCUGUUAUUUUAUUGCAAGUACUCAUUCUUGCCAUUAUAAAAUGAAACUUUCAUUCUUGAUGGGCUCCCUGUUAAAAUAGUUUCUUGCUCUUCAGUGACUGAUUAAAUUGAUUUCAGUGUAGGUUUUUUCAUAUUUGAAAACUUACACUAAGUUUCUUUUAAUAUAUAUAUCUAUAUCUAAAUAUCAUUGUGCGGUGAAGAACACUUUAGAGUAUAAAUGAACUCCUGGCAAUCAAAAUCUGGGUCUUUAGUUUUGAUUCCCCGCUUGCAUCCAGUUUAAAUCAACUUACCUUGAUUGCUAAUGCUCUUGUGAACAGAAUGAUGAAUGUUGCACAGUUUCUUGAUUCAAACCCUAUAAUUGCAAGGUAUUAUACCAACAUGUGUAACAAAUUAAUAUUUAAACAUCAUUGAAUUGUUUGAAUAAUUUUAGAUCAAUCAUAUCAACUAAUUGUUAUUCUUGUUAUUAUUUUUUUUUAAAAUAAGAUUUAUUUCUAAAUUUAUACAAAAAAAAAAUAUAUAAAAAUUUACAUAUCAGAUUAAUAUAAUUUUACUAUUCUGAGAAUCUCAGAGUAUUUUUUCUAGCAAUAGUUCUGCCUCCAAAAUAUGAAUUAUUUUUGAAAUACAAUACUAUUUAGACAAUGUCAUACUGCUGUGAUCUUUUGCAUAUGAAAGUAAACUCUAAUUUGGCAACAAUCAUCAUACAAUACAAACUAAAUGUAUUUAUUGUUCCUUUUUGAAGAUUUACCCCAAUAAUUUUUUCAGUUGUAUCGUGUUGCUCAGUUAUUGGAUAAUGAGAAAAUAUAGAAGCAAUGCUAUCAUCAUUUAAUUGCUAUACUAAUGUUUAAUAAUUAAGAAUGUUCUAGUGUGGUUAGAAGCCUAAUAACGUUUAAACCAAACGAAGAACUAUUUAAUACUGCUUUCUUAUUAGGAAAGCAUCAAGGGUCAGCUGUUGAAUCAUAGCACUCUAAAUGGAAUGAGAUGACUUGGCACAACUGUGUGGACACAGGAUUUGACACUGUCAACUGGACAUUCGGUUUGUUUUGGUGACAGUACUUUUUGGUGCUGGAAGCAAACACUCAAUCAUACAUGUGCAGAAAUAUACACAUACAGAUUGAAAGUGUGUGUGUGUGAAAGAGAGAGAGAGUGGGGUAGAGACAUUACACUUUAUUAAUUGAAUAUGAUUGGCAAAAACUUUCCCCGCUCCUCAUAGAUAUAGAGAAAUAUGCUAACAGAUGUAAACACUAAGAGAGAGAGAGAGAGAAAGAGAGAGAGAUGAAGGGAAGCAUGUGAAAAACAUUGAAGAUACAUGAUGUCAAAUAAAUCAGUGCUGGAUCAGCUGGUGUCAAAUAAGUAGCACCAAAACAUCUCAUACAUGACUCUAAGAUAGAGAUUGAUAGUUUAGUCCCUCUGUGCAGCUGAGAUUUUUUCAAUUUGCAUUAGCUCUACAACUAGAAGUAUAGAGGAACCAGAAUGCUUCAUAAUGUUGUAUUGUUGUUUAUAACUUGAAAUUUUGUAGCUUAAGGUUUGAUAUCUGCUUUCGUACUUAUAUCAGGAAGAAGUGAUAAUAAAUGAAAGGCAUUAUAAGGAUUAACUUGAUUCCACAAGUUGAGUGUUUAAAAAGGAAAAAAAAAAACGAUACAACCUUAUAUUACUGAUUUGGUAAUUUAAGUUUGUAUUAUUUGGUUAAUGUUCUUAAUACCCACUCUUGAAAUGUUUUUGAUAACCUGAUCUUGUCUUAUCUGUAUAUAGAUUUGUUAUAAAAAUCUUUUCGAGAUUCUUUUUUUUUCCCUAAUCUUUCCAAGAUUUGAUAUAUGCAUUUCUAUAUUUUAUCUUUGUACAGUUUUGUUUUAGCAAAUAUCUCCAUUUUCUAACAAAUCUAUUUUUAAGUGUUUAAUGCCCAAAUUCGAAGAUAUAUUAAUAAGUUGCAGUAAUAUUACAAAAAAAAAAACAAACAAACAAAUAAAACAAAAAUUCUAAAAAAUUAAAAUUAUUUUAUUCAUUAAAUUACAAAAAAAAAAUUGAAAAAUAAAUCUAUAUUAAAAUUUGAAAAAGAUCUGACUAAAAAAAACCCCACAAAACUUGAACAAAAGAUCCCAAAAGAUCUGAUAAAAAGUGGAAGUUUGAGGUGAGGUGAUAUUCUCUCAUUGCUUAAAUAAAGUUGUGUAUAUUUGGCUUGUAAAUAUGAAUUACACUCUUAAAUGUAAUGUCAAUCUGUGAAAUAAAUAUAUAUAUAACAUUGCAUGGAAUACAUAUAUAUACAUAUACAUGCAUACAUACACACAUGUUUUUACCAAAAUUUUUUUUACUUGUUUUCUAAAUGUUACUUCUGUUUCAAAAUACUGUCACUUAAGUCUUUUACUUCCUAUAGAGUAUAUGCCAUCGAUGGCUUUUCUUAUCGUCUCUAGGCUGUCUUUUCUGCUUCUCUCCUGAUGGACCUUCUAUUUCCUUGCAGCUUUCUAUUAGAUUUUGCUGCACUGUAUCACGUUUUUCUAAGGGAAAGCCGCCUUCUCCCAGGUCUUGUUUGUUUUGAAUUGUUAUCAAUGCUUCUGUAACAUUGCUUUUUUCUAGGUAGGAGUAUUGGCCCUACACAAAUCUAUUUUUAACUUUGCAAAGAAGUGACCCAUAUUAGUCUGGCCUCUAUCCACUGGCCUGCCCAGAAUGGAAUACCCUACCAGGAACUUGCACUCUGCUGGCUUAGCUCUUAGGCUCACUGAGACACACAAACCACCACACCACAAGGACUGGACCUUGUGGUAGAACAUGUCAGCCAGCCAAUAAAGAACCUCUACAUAGUCAUUUAACAUGUUAGGAAUAGUAGCCAACUCCACUCAAAUUACAACCUACCAUCUUGAAAAGAGGAGGACACAUAUGAUCUAAUACCUAGAUCAGCAAUCUCUAGGAAAAGACCAGAUUGUUAUUGCGAGAAGACCUUUUUGGUCUGCGCAGUUAAGCUAAUCUGAGACAAGGCAACAAUAGGCUCUUGGACGUCUUUAGGGGACUCAACCCUGCUACAAGCAUUCAGAUCAGGUCUCUGGUUUGAGGAUAACUCAAUUUCUUGAUGUGCUACUUCCUUCUGAAGCAUCCCGACCCAUGAUUUGUGGCUUUUCACAUUUCCCUCACCUGACAAACUAUAUAUAAAAAAAUUGUAUGCACCAGUA
Octopus sinensis (East Asian common octopus) is the source of this 5523-nucleotide messenger RNA. Its product is annotated as protein FAM114A2. The transcript is spliced from 14 exons. NCBI's taxonomy places the organism in Eukaryota, Metazoa, Mollusca, Cephalopoda, Octopoda, Octopodidae. The record is from RefSeq and is a predicted model, not a curated record. The coding region runs from base 174 to 2012 and encodes 612 amino acids.